GAGAUUGGAUGGUUCAUGGGGUUUGGCAAAACCAAACCGCCAUUCUUAACUUGGAGUGAGUUACGUUCAGCUCCGUUGCAGUGUUCACGGAAGGUAUGCCUCAUAAAUCUGAUAACCUCUGAUCCUGUUUUGGUGAACAGAGAAUGUCAUAGCUCACUGUAUUUAUGGAUAAGAGCACAGAUCAUACGCCACCACACAAAGUGUACUUGACGGUCACAGCAUAGCGAUCGCCGGAUGUGACACAAAACGACAUUUCAAGGGUUUGUGCUACUGGGAUGAAGACCACCACCCAAACCUGGUACAUGAAGAAACAGGGCAGUAUAUCAGGACCUUUACUUGUUUCUAGGGGGAAUCAGCACUUACCAUGAAGCAUGAUCCAUAACUGAGAUUUAAUUUACCUGGAUCCUGUUAAUUCCCUGAAUUCAGUGUGCAUUCAGCUGUUGGUUGCAACAUGGAUCAUAUUUUGGCCAGGCUGGGCUAGAGUGCAAACGCACACAGCACAUGUGAGAGAGAGAGAGAGAGAGAGAGAGAGAGAGAGAGAAGGGAGAAAGAACAGUUGCAGUUGUCGAAGAUCUUUGCUGCUGACAGACAAUGGGGUAUUGCACUAUUGCUGCUGAAGUCAGGGAAAGCAGUAGUUAAGAACCCUGUUUCAUUGCCGUUUAUGAAUGAGAGUCACUCAAUGGUCAGCUAUGUUGCUGUUUUCAUUGAAGGUAUACUAUAAACCACUCACAAAUCUGACAAACCUCUGUUGAACUGAAGCUGCUGGUUGCCACAUGAAGCAAUGCUGGGGCCGGGCCGGGCUGGGCUCAAGUGCAAACAGAUACAGGUGCGCAAGAGCAACGUCCAACGUGCGUGCGCCUCCGAUACCACCGAGGCGAGCAGAAGAGAGCGACCACCGCCUGCCAGAUCGACGAAUCAGCCUCCGCGCCCGCCCGCCAGCCAGCCACCACCUCCUCCUCUCCAUCCCCCUGUCUGUCGCCUCCACGCACGCAGCACCCCGCUGCCGGCGGCGGCGGCCUCGUUGCGGACGACAAACAACUGCUAGUUCUUGGGGAUGCCCGCCCGUCCCCUCCUAACAUUCUUCACCGUUUCCAUUUAAAAAUCCCUCUUGGCUCUUGUGCUCCGCUCCGCUCUCCUCUCAGUUUCUGUAUAUAUUAGCUGCUGAUUGCGGGGAAGCAAAUCUCGGUCUGUCCAUCCUUUUACUUCGCUAGCUCCUCCGCCUCUUUGUUCUUGCUGUCGGUGCUGAGCUAAGCUGGGCGGCAGCUUUGUUGGUGUGCAUUCCGGCCGUGGGGAGAUGAAGAAUGGGCACGCCGAAAAGCACCGGGUGGCCGUCAUCGGCAGCGGCAACUGGGGCAGCGUCGCCUCCCGCCUCAUCGCCUCCAACACCGCCAAACUGCCCGCCUUCCAUGAUGAAGUAAGGAUGUGGGUGUUUGAAGAAACAUUGCCGACGGGUGAGAAGCUAUCUGAGUCCAUUAACCAGGCGCAUGAGAACUGCAAAUACUUGCCUGGUAUAAAGCUUGGAACUAAUGUCAUUGCCGACCCUGACUUGGAGAGUGCAGUCAAAGACGCAGAUAUGCUGGUUUUUGUGACCCCCCAUCAGUUUGUGGAGGGUAUAUGUAAGAAGCUUGUGGGCAAAUUAAGACCCGGAGCAGAGGCUAUAUCUCUCAUCAAGGGCAUGGAGGUAAAGAUGGAAGGACCAUGCAUGAUAUCAAAAUUAAUUACUGAUACACUUGGAAUCAAUUGUUGCGUCCUCAUGGGUGCUAACAUUGCAAAUGAGAUUGCUGUUGAGAAGUUCAGUGAAGCAACAAUUGGAUAUCGGGAAGAUAAACAUGCAGCGAAUCGUUGGGCUAAACUUUUCUCCACUUCUUACUUCUUGGUUGCUGUUGUAGAAGAUAUCGAGGGAGUAGAACUAUGUGGGACACUGAAAAAUGUUGUGGCCAUUGCAGCAGGCCUUGUCGAUGGCUUGGAUAUGGGAAACAACACCAAGGCUGCAAUAAUGAGGAUUGGUUUGCGGGAAAUGCGUGCUUUCUCUAAGCUUCUGUUCCCUUCAGUCAGAGACAACACUUUCUUUGAGAGCUGUGGUGUGGCUGACCUUAUAACUACAUGUCUUGGUGGCAGAAACAGGAGAGUGGCAGAAGCCUUUGCAAGAAACGGCGGCAAAAGGUCUUUUGAUGAGCUAGAGGCAGAGAUGUUGCAUGGACAGAAACUCCAGGGGGUAUCUACUGCAAGAGAGGUCUAUGAAGUAUUGACUUAUCAUGGGUGGCAGGAGCUGUUUCCGCUUUUAUCAACUGUGCAUGAGAUCUGUAUCGGACAACUGCCUCCUACAUCGAUAGUUGAAUACAGUGAGCACACACCCAACCUCUCCCUCAUCGGUGGUUCUACUCCAUGUUACUGAGCUAGAUGCUGAAAUCUGUAUUACUGCCUCCGUUCCCACUAUGACUUGUUAUGAUCAAAACAAGGCGGGGUAUUCUGGAUGUUUUGAUAUGAUUGUUCCGCCAUGUAACUUUUGAAGGGCAUGCCCCUCUUAGUCCAUGCUUCAGUUUCCAGUUGGUUGAAACUUGGUUUCUAAUCUUACAAAGAAAUCAGUGAAUUAGAUGGUGUGUUUGAUGACCCUUGACCCUCAAGUGCGGAAAAACACCAAAAAUAUGUACUUCGUGUUGAAAGGUUGAACUAGAUCCCAUGCAUCCACUCCAGGUUGCCUGAAAAUCAUGAAUCGGUGAUCUUUGAGCUAUUCAUUUC
Molecule: messenger RNA, 2739 nt
Organism: Lolium perenne
Lineage: Eukaryota; Viridiplantae; Streptophyta; Magnoliopsida; Poales; Poaceae
Product: glycerol-3-phosphate dehydrogenase [NAD(+)]
Biological process (GO): glycerol-3-phosphate catabolic process; carbohydrate metabolic process
Cellular component (GO): cytosol
Molecular function (GO): NAD binding; glycerol-3-phosphate dehydrogenase [NAD(P)+] activity; protein homodimerization activity
Source: RefSeq, a predicted model, not a curated record